UGCCCACGGUCUUAGACGUAUUUCUUGGCGCGCUGUCAACGGUCACACUGCUGGCGGUGGUUUGUUUUAAUUUUAGUUAGUUGCUUGUUUUAAAAGACAGCCGCCCGAGGGCCUCCCCGACCACCGACUCCCCGGAGCUACCGAUGGACUACCAAUACUACGACGAGGAGAGCGACUACAUCGACGUGGACGAUGCGGACGAGGACGUGGACAUGGAAGACGACGACCCAUCACCCUUCCGGCAGAGGGAGGAGGACUACUACGCGGAGGAUGGGAUCCAGCUGCCAGAUGGCUACCUGGAGAGCCUGCGCUCCUGUGCCCAGCCCUCCCUCCUGCAGGUCGUCCAGUAUGUGGCUCCCAUGCUGAUGGUCUGUCUGGGCUGUCGCAUCCUCUGCUCCGUUCAUGCUGCCAGGAGGAAGCUACAGCCCGGCGAGGCCACCUCCUCGGGCAGCAGCUCCAUCCCCCUCCACUUGAUCCACCUGGCCAGUGGCCUGAUGCUCCUGUACUUAAUUUCAAGCCAUAGACUUGGCCUCAUCCUGCUGCUCUCGGGCGUGGGCUAUGUCCUGCUCCAGCUGGUCCGCCUGGGCAGGCGGGGAGCCGCCAUCCUGGCCUGUGUGACCAUCGGGAGUCAGUUCAUCUACGAGCUGCUCAUCUGGCGGCAGAGGAGCGACUGGUCGCAGCUCCGAGGCAUCCAAAUGGUGGUCAACAUGAAGCUGAUCUCGCUGGGAUUCGAUCUCACCGAUCUCGGAGCGACCAAGUCCAGGAGCAUUCGAGUUCCCAAUCCUCUGGUCUACUUGGGAUACAUCUAUUCUCCGGCCACCUGCUGCCUCGGGCCGUGGGUCAGUUUCGCCACCUACCUGGACAGUCUGGUGCCCAGGAGUCGAUGGGUGGUGACCCUCCGCCGGCUGAUUCCCAACCUGGUGCUCUGCGUCAUCGCCCUGGUGGUCUCCAACUGCAUAGCCCCGUUCCUGGGCGAGGUGUUCGCCACCAUGUCGCACUUCCUGGGCAUGUACUUCGAGGCGAUGAGCGUCCGGAGCAGCCACUACUUUGUCAGCUUCAUAGUCCAGGCCCUCCUGGUGGCCUGCGACCAGGGCACGGAGAACGAGUCGCCACUAAUGGGGCCACUGGUCACCCAGCCGUGGCGCAUCGAAUGGCCCAGAUCCAUCAGUUCCCUGGUGCGGAGCUGGAACGUUCCCAUGCACGAGUGGCUGAAGCGGUACGUCUAUGGGCCGUGGAAGCAGGAGGGCGGCUCCUCCAAGGCACGCACCAUCCUGGCCGUGCUCUGUACUUAUCUGGUGUCCAGCCUGCUGCACGGCAUGGAUCUCCGCAUCUACCUGGUGCUCAUCUCACUGGCCAUCUUCGGCGAGGGGGAAGUCCUCCUGAGGCGUCAUCUGUCCAGUGUCCUGGACGCCUGCUUGUCGGCGAAUCGCUGCCAGGGAAGGGAUCGGUGUCGCUACACAAACUGUCCCUCGAAGAGGAACUGGCUCUCCUUCCGAUCCUUCCUCAUUCGGCUGGCCAAUCUGGGCUUCACCGUCCUGACCAUCUUCCAUCUGGCGUACUUGGGCGUGGUGCUGUUGGGCGAGUCCUUGGAGUCCGGUGAGGGGAAUGAGUCCUUCCUGGAUCACUGGCAGCGGGCAGGAUAUCUCAGUCACUACAUCGGCGUGGGCACCUUCGUCCUCUACCUCUUCAUCUCGUGAAGAGCCCCGCCAGCGAUCUCCGGAGGCAUCUCGAAUCGAAAUCUCCACCACAUGACUGAUCUACUUGUAGUCGUAGCCUGUAAUUGGUAUUCGCUUCCUGCUUUUCUACUUUUGUAUCUUUGUAUCUUUGUAUCUCGUAUCUCGUAGUUGGUGUAUCUAGUGUGCUUGUGCUUAAAAAUUAAACGAUUCUGUGAAACGGA
Molecule: messenger RNA, 1897 nt
Organism: Drosophila ananassae
Lineage: Eukaryota; Metazoa; Arthropoda; Insecta; Diptera; Drosophilidae
Gene: por
Product: protein-serine O-palmitoleoyltransferase porcupine
Exons: 1
Coding region: 144-1697 (517 amino acids)
Biological process (GO): Wnt protein secretion; lipid modification; protein palmitoylation
Cellular component (GO): endoplasmic reticulum; membrane
Molecular function (GO): Wnt-protein binding; palmitoleoyltransferase activity
Source: RefSeq, a predicted model, not a curated record